AUGAAUGAAUUGUCGGUAAAUGAUCGUGUGCAUUGGAGUAUGAUGAUAUUGGGCAUUUCCGAUCCUCCAAAACACAACAAUCAUGUUAAAACAUCAUUAUGGUGUUGCGACCCUUUGUUCUUCAACAAUCAAUUUAAAUUAAUUUAUCGAUCAAGUACAAUCAAUCAGAUGACGACUAUACCAAUUGAACUUGAAGAAACAUCUAAUCAUCAAAUAUCUGAUUUAAAAUCUAGAUUAGAUGGUCAACAAUUUAAAAAUAGAGUUGAUUUUACAAUCAAAGGAUUGAAUCAUUAUGUAUCGACCAAAGAGAAACGAGAUGGAAAAGGUAAAGGUUCAAAAACAAAUAUUGCUGGUGAGAUGAUUGGCAUAUUGGGUCCAAGCGGUGCUGGUAAAACAACACUUUUGGAUAUCGUUGCACAUCGACUUCCAAUCAAUGGUUCUGGUAAACUUCUUUUGAAUGGUACUUCAACACCAUACAAUGUAUUUAAAAAGUUGAGUGGUUAUGUCACUCAAUCUGAUACAUUGUCACCUGCCAUGACCGUAUUUGAAACGUUAUCUUUCUAUGCUCAAUUGAAAAUGCCAAGAGAAAUGUCAUACGAUGAUAAAAUAAAAAAGGUUAAUGAAGUACUUGCAGAAAUGGGAUUAAAAAGAUGUAAAGAUACAUUGGUAGGUGAUGAUAAGAUUAGAGGUAUCUCUGGUGGAGAACGUAGACGUGUGACCAUUGCCAUCGAGCUAUUGACAGGUCCAUCUAUCCUCUUCGUCGAUGAACCAACUUCCGGGCUGGAUUCCAAUACAAGUCUAAGUGUGAUGAGAGCUAUCAGAAAACUAGCCAAUUCAGGAAGAACCAUCAUCUGUACCAUCCAUCAACCUCGUUCCAAUAUUUACAACCUAUUUGAUAAAUUGUUAUUGUUGGGUGAUGGCAGUACAAUCUAUUAUGGUGAAACUCAAUUGGCUUUGGAUUAUUUUAAAAACCUUGGUUUCUAUUGUGAUCCAAGUACUAAUCCUGCUGAUUUCUUUUUGGAUUUAAUUAAUACACAAGUUGAAGAUGAUAUGGAAGAUUUAAGUGUAACAAUGGAGAAUAAUGAAAAAAUAACAAAGAAAUUAACUCCCGAUGAAAUGAUACGUCUCAAAAAAGAAUUUAAAGAAGGUCCAACAAACAUUCAACUCAAGGAAAAGUUGGACAAUAUCGAAAUACAAUCUGAAAAAAAGGAAUUGUCAUAUGAAUCUAGACAAGGUGCUUCUUGGAUGACACAAUAUCGAUUAUUAUUCCAUAGAGAAACACUUAAUAUGCGUAGAAAUCCAAUGGCUUCUAGAAUCCAAGUUACCAAUUCAAUCUUUCAAGGUGUUGGUCAAACAUCGAUUCAAUCACGAACCGGAGUUUUGGCCUUCCUUAUCAUGGGUUUAUCUUUCCCAGCGGUCAUGAUGACCAUUCAAGUGUUCCCACUUGUUGUCAACUUGUUUUUAAAGGAUAGAGCCAGUGGUGUUUAUGGUACAUUACCAUUCUUUUUAGCUAAAAGUACAGCCGAUGUACUUUUAGCAGUUCUUACACCUGUUAUUAUGGGUACCAUUAUUGAACCAUUUUAUGCAGCAGGACCAUAUUUUAGAUUUAUAUUAAUUCUUAUAGAAUUUACUGAAGGUGAUUCCUUUGGUUAUCACUUUUUCAAAUAA
Molecule: messenger RNA, 1668 nt
Organism: Cavenderia fasciculata
Lineage: Eukaryota; Evosea; Eumycetozoa; Acytosteliales; Cavenderiaceae
Gene: abcG1
Product: ABC transporter G family protein
Exons: 10
Coding region: 1-1668 (555 amino acids)
Cellular component (GO): membrane
Molecular function (GO): ATP binding; ABC-type transporter activity; ATP hydrolysis activity
Source: RefSeq, a predicted model, not a curated record